AUGAAAUACUACUUGAUCGCCGAGUUGGCAGAUUCUUCUCUAAACGCAUUAGGUCUAUCUUCCGAGCACACAGAGUCCCGAAUGUUCGGUGAAUCUGACUCGGAGAGCCCACGAGUGCCCUCCCCAUGGGACACACUCACUUCCUUACCUCCAACACCAACACGCAACGAAAUCCUUCGACGAGGAAUACCGCAACUAGUUCCGGAAAGCGAAGAGGGUAAUGUAGAGUACAAGCUUCAUCUCCUUUCUCCUUCCCCCUCUCGUUUCACCCAUCUUGUCACACAACUUAAAUGGCGUCUUCUGGAAGGCGGUGGACAAGCAUACUACGAGCUUGGUGUGGCUGACUCCGGCGUACUAAUAGGGCUGGGGAGGCGGGAGAUGGAGGAAACAUUGGGUACCCUGGAAGAGAUGGCUGGCGAGAUUGGCGCCAGUGUUAUAGUGGUGAAGGAGAUUGAGGUGCCAGCGGAGGUGAGCGGAGUCAUUGAAGACUGGGGCGGGGAUGGAGGCAAACGAAGGAGACGUAGGCAAUUGAUGAACGAGGACUCAGAGACGACAACGACUACGGAGACCGAACUGGAGACUGCUGAUGCGGACGAUGAUCUUGCAACAACAAGCAGCCAUUUGGAAGUGUUCUGCAUGGACGAUGAGAAAGGUGACUCGUCAUCAGACGGCGCGGCACUUACGCUGGACCUCGAAAUUGCGACCGUGUAUAAACCUCGCCCAUUCCGCCGCCGUGUUGCGAGCACCAUUAAACAAUCCAAGCGCCGCGCAGCAAGAGACAAGCGACGUGAGGCCAAGCGUGAUCCUCAUCUCAUGCACGUUCCAACCAUUAAUACCGAGGAAAGGGGCGAGCUUGUCUCAGGCCUGGAAUACUUUCACGUCACACUUGAGCCUGAAGACUUGCGCGUGGCGUCCGCGCCCCCCGAAAUCGAGACCUCAGUGCAUGAUGAUGCACACCUCGAAGGUAGCCUCAAUUCCCUUGUCUACGUUCCAGCGGUUGACUUUAUUGUCUCCAAAACAGACCCCCGAGAUGUCGAAGUAUGCUCUGGGUCACCCUCUUCUAUUUUUGCGGAAACGUAUUGUCACCAGUCCGUUACAGACAAGUUGGCCUCCCCACCUGAGAUCAUGUUGACUUCGUCCAAAUCUCCUACUGCUGAGAUCGAGGCGGCAAUGUUAGAACCUCGGCUGAUCGUCGAAGCGCUUGUUGUUCGAAAAAUGUCACUGGAGGAGGCGUUUUUGGAUUUUGGAGGAUUCUCAGUGUGUUGA
Molecule: messenger RNA, 1266 nt
Organism: Suillus subaureus
Lineage: Eukaryota; Fungi; Basidiomycota; Agaricomycetes; Boletales; Suillaceae
Exons: 5
Coding region: 1-1266 (421 amino acids)
Source: RefSeq, a predicted model, not a curated record